Messenger RNA from Sphaeramia orbicularis (orbiculate cardinalfish), 2616 nucleotides. Its product is annotated as polypeptide N-acetylgalactosaminyltransferase 18-like. Lineage: Eukaryota; Metazoa; Chordata; Actinopteri; Kurtiformes; Apogonidae. Gene Ontology annotation, cellular component: Golgi apparatus. Gene Ontology annotation, molecular function: polypeptide N-acetylgalactosaminyltransferase activity. The transcript has 11 exons. The coding region runs from base 286 to 2136 and encodes 616 amino acids. Gene Ontology annotation, biological process: protein O-linked glycosylation. The record is from RefSeq and is a predicted model, not a curated record.
UUGACUCUCCGGCUGCUCAGCGGGACUCUGCUUCUUAUCAGUUAUUACUAGAAAUCUCCCUAACACUGCAUUCGUGAGCCGUCGGUAGGGAUGCGCCAUGCCUCAGCUGGGACGCAGGAGCGCACAGUCUGACUGACUGACGCACCGAGUCCACGCCGCCGCCACUUGGACACCUUUUCCCCGUGCGCGUCUUUUCUUCCUCUAUACACUCCAUCCAUCUGCCUGCGCGCGCGUGUGUCGGGAUCCAGAAGAAGAAGAGGAAGAAUCCCAUGGAAGGAUGUCGCGAUGCUGUGCACAAGGAGAACUAAAACUUUGGUAUCGACAUGCGUAAUUCUGAGCGGCAUGACCAAUAUCGUGUGUCUCCUGUACGUCGGAUGGAUCACCAACUACGUGGCCAACGGAGGUCCCAAAGUUACCGAGAGUAACGGAGAAGCGGACAGAAAGUUAGAGGAUGACAGCAAAGGGGAAACCCUGAGGAUUAUCGAGAGGCUGGACCGGCUGGAGAGCGUCGUCAACGAGCACAUUAAAGAAACUCCUCAGAAGGAUGGCGAAGACGCUGCGUCAUCAUCAGACUCAGCCUCCGACCCCGCCUCCUCGCUGUUUGACCACUGGGGUCGCGACCUGGGCCCGGAGAGUCGAAGGGUCGCCCUGCGGAAGUUCCGUUACUACGGCUACAACGGCUACCUUAGCGACCGCAUCUCCCUCACCCGGCCCAUUGCAGAUUUACGACCGGACGGAUGCAGAAACAUGUCGUAUUCAUCAGACCUUCCACAGCUCAGCAUCAUAUUUAUCUUUGUCAACGAGGCGUUGUCGGUGUUACUGCGCUCUGUGCACACAGCCAUUCAGAGAACGCCCCCCCAGCUGCUCAAAGAGAUCAUACUGGUGGACGACCACAGCAACAGCUUGGAACUGAAGGAACACCUCCAAAGCUUCGUGGAUGAGACCAACAGCCAGCACGGCCCAGGCUUCAUCAAGGUGGUCCGCCAUGACAAGCAGGAGGGUCUGAUCAGGUCCAGAGUCAGCGGGUGGAGGGCCGCCUCUGCGCCCGUCGUCGCUCUAUUUGACGCACAUGUGGAGUUCAACACUGGGUGGGCAGAACCGAUCCUACAGCGAAUAAAGGAGGACCGGACCAGAGUGGUGUCUCCCUCCUUUGACAACAUCAAAUAUGACACUUUUGAGAUCGAGGAGUACCCACUGUCUGCUCAGGGCUUCGACUGGGAGCUGUGGUGUCGCUACCUUAACCCACCCAAGUCCUGGUGGACCCAGCGCAACCACACGGCACCUAUCAGGAGCCCUGCUCUGAUUGGCUGCUUUGUGGUCGAUAGGAAAUACUUCGAGGAGAUUGGCCUGCUCGAUGAAGGCAUGGAAAUUUACGGCGGUGAAAACGUGGAGCUCGGCAUCAGGGUGUGGCAGUGCGGCGGCAGCGUGGAAGUCCUACCCUGCUCCAGGAUCGCCCACAUUGAGCGCGCCCACAAACCCUACACCGAGAACCUGACGAGCCACGUGCGGCGUAACGCUCUGAGGGUGGCUGAAGUCUGGAUGGACCAGUACAAGAGUCACGUGUACAUGGCCUGGAACGUUCCACUGCAGAAUUCAGGAAUAGACAUUGGAGACAUUUCUGAGAGAAAGGCUCUGCGAUCCAGACUUCAGUGUCGACCGUUCAGCUGGUUCCUCACAAACAUCUACCCCGAGCUCAGAUCCUACAGCGACACUGUGGCUUAUGGAGUGCUGAAGAACAGUCUCAGAGAUGACCUGUGUUUGGACCAGGGACCGGACACCGACAACAUUCCCAUCAUGUAUCUCUGUCAUGGUAUGACUCCUCAGAAUGUGUACUACACCAGCUCUCAGCAGCUUCACCUGGGAGUCCUAAGUCCGACAAUUGACGACGAUGACAACAAGUGUCUCGUGGACGUCAACAGCAGACCCAGGCUGCUGGAGUGCAGCUACGCAGCCACCAAGCACAUGAAGCUCACCUGGACGUUCACUCAGGGGGGCUCCAUCCAGAACACUGAGUCUCUGAGUUGUCUGGAGCUGGUGGAGAGCAGACAGUCGGAGUUCAGGUUCCAGUUGGCCAUUCAGGACUGCACCGGUCAGAAAUGGACCAUCACUAAUAUACUGACUGUGUUGCCACAAUGAAAGCAGCGCCACGGUUCAGCCUCAGCACCGCUUGGACCCAACUGAACCCAGACUGAAGACGAGUUCCCUCCUGCAUCUGUGAAACGAACACAGAUGCAACGGUAGGAAAGACGAGCCCGGUUAGAAACGGACUAACAAGCUGACCUCAGCAGAGAACUAAGCGUCCGAAAAAUGAGUGUCGAUAGCGGGGGCAGAGUUUUAAGGAGAAUCUGUAGAGGAAAAGACGUACUUCAAUCAGACAUGGACCAUCAGUAACCUAAUAACUGUUUUACACCAAUGACCUGAGAAUAGAGACUCUCGCAGAUGGAGUCGGGGCUUUUAAAACUUCACACUCACACAAUCGAGUCGAAAAAUAUAGCGGCUUGUUCCAGAGGACGGGCUUAUGAAAUCAUGUGACCACUUUUGGUUCUAGCAGCAGCAGCAGGCCAGUGAUGACUUUUGGGUUGGAGUCAAAAGUGUAAGAUGGGAUCUGUAUUUCCU